This is a messenger RNA of Odobenus rosmarus divergens (Pacific walrus), 1265 nucleotides long. It is a transcript of the gene SCOC, whose product is annotated as short coiled-coil protein. The record is from RefSeq and is a predicted model, not a curated record. Gene Ontology annotation, cellular component: trans-Golgi network. Lineage: Eukaryota; Metazoa; Chordata; Mammalia; Carnivora; Odobenidae.
AUGCGCAGGCGUACCUUCUUGAGUGGGGAUUGGUGGGCGACGGGGCGGGACGGGGCGGGACUCCCGACACAGCGCACGCUCUGUGGGCGCAGAGGGCGGAGCUGCCGGUACCAGUUGGUCCAAGCGUUGGGGCCUGAGGCGUUCGGAUCCCUCCCAUUCCCAGCGCCUUCAACGGCAGACCAUUCAUCAAGGACUUUGUACCCAAGACCCAAAAGCUUGUUACCCGAGAUGAUGAAUGCUGACAUGGAUGCAGUGGAUGCUGAAAAUCAGGUGGAACUGGAGGAAAAAACACGACUUAUCAAUCAAGUGUUGGAACUUCAACACACACUUGAAGACCUCUCCGCAAGAGUAGAUGCAGUUAAGGAAGAAAAUCUGAAGCUAAAAUCAGAAAACCAAGUUCUUGGACAAUAUAUAGAAAACCUCAUGUCAGCUUCUAGUGUUUUUCAAACAACUGACACAAAAAGCAAAAGAAAGUAAGGGAUUAACAUCCCUUCUGUUUUAUGGAAUUGCUGCUGAUCUUUUUUUCUUUAAAACCUGGAUAGAUUUAAAAAGUUAUAGUACUUUUGUUUGUGGCUUAAUUGAAUAUUUAUGAAGAUAAUGUCAGAUCUAGGCAAAAUUAAGAGCAUAAGGGAAGACUUCAUGAGUUUGUGUAUAUGUUAGUCUAUGAAAACGUGCAAAUGUAGAGACUUUAUAAUUAGAAAUGCAUAUAUUUAUGAAACUUGAAAAAUGAAUGUUUUAUCAAAUUUGCUUUGAUUUAUAGGUUUAGCACUGUCUUUUAUUAUAGGCAUAGUAAGAGAUAACAAUAACCACCAUGUUGUGAAAAGUGACCAAAAUCAUGUACUGAACGCACAGCUUUAUGUACCCUGUCCACCAUGUUGUGCCUCUUCUCCAUUUGCUUUUUCCUUUCCAUUUCCCUUCCCCUAAGGAAAAAAUUGGUUUUACAUUUGUAAAAGUAAUUUUAAUAGUUAAUCAUCUGUGAGAGUAACCUGAGCUUGAAUUGUUGAAACUUACUAAAAUAAGAUACUUUCUCAGUUAGGGCUUCUCAUAGUUAAUAAUAAGAUAGGAUUGUUAGUUUCUCUUUAAUCAGUUGAAAACAGAGGCUAUAAAUAUGAAGACUUCUUUGCAACUGAAUUGUCAAAUUGGGAAGGCUUGGUGGUUAAAACCUUCCUUUUGCACAAAACGUGGAGAAAGAUUAGUAUCUGGAAAGAUGAGCUCUGUUUAUACAUUUGGAAUAGAAAAUUUUGAGAAAAACAUUAAUAGGAUGG